Messenger RNA from Sphaeramia orbicularis (orbiculate cardinalfish), 2216 nucleotides. It is a transcript of the gene slc52a2, whose product is annotated as solute carrier family 52 member 2. Gene Ontology annotation, cellular component: plasma membrane. NCBI's taxonomy places the organism in Eukaryota, Metazoa, Chordata, Actinopteri, Kurtiformes, Apogonidae. Gene Ontology annotation, biological process: riboflavin transport. The record is from RefSeq and is a predicted model, not a curated record. The transcript has 4 exons. Gene Ontology annotation, molecular function: riboflavin transmembrane transporter activity. Bases 141 to 1460 code for a protein of 439 amino acids.
CGUAAGCGUCCACCAUUCUUCAGGUUCCUCAGUGUGCGCGUGUGGACCAAACAUCUGACCCAAACACACACCAGCAGAACACCACCACCACCACCACCACCACCACCACACUGAGCCUUCUGGAAGGAGGAAGAGUCACCAUGUCCGGCAGCUGGUGGAGCGGUCCGGCGGUGACCCACGGGCUGAUGGCUCUGUUCGCCAUGGGCUCCUGGAUCUCCGUCAAUAGCCUGUGGGUCGAGCUCCCGGUGGUGGUCAAUGUCCUGCCCGAAGGGUGGAACCUCCCCGCCUACCUGUCCGUGCUGAUCGCUUUCGGGAACCUGGGUGCGAUCGCGGUGACCAUCACACACCACUGUGCUCCAGGGUGGUUGAAUGAGCGCAUCGUCAUCCACUGCAUCCAGGUCCUGGCUGUAGUGGCGUCUGGUUUUCUGGCCGUUUUCUGGUCACACACUGUCGUAAUAGCAGGAGAGGAGAGGUCACUGCCGUUCCUGCUCUUCACUUUUCUGUUGUCUUUAGUUUGUUGUACGUCCAACGUCACAUUCCUGCCUUUCAUGUUCAGCUACCCGCCUCAGUAUAUUCGUACGUUUUUUAUCGGGCAGGGUUUAAGCGCCUUGUUCCCCUGCGUCGUGGCUUUAGGACAAGGCGUCGGGAAGCUGGAGUGUAAAACUGUGAAUGGAACGGUGCAGCCGGAGUAUCUUAAGGAGAGCUUCCCUGCACAGAACUUUUUCUGGUUUUUGUUCGUCAUGUUGUCGGUAUCAGCGUUGAGCUUCCUGGCGUUGACGCAAAGACAGUCGACGCAGCAAAACGACUCGCAAACACAAGAGUCCGACAACGGUGCGGCAGAAAAGAACGGAGAGGAGACGCAUCCUCUGCACAACGGAGGGACACCGGUGUCUGAGGACCAGGUUCAAGUGGAGGAACAACCACCUGCUCCAACAUUCUGGACGCCGCGGAACAUCUACCUGCUUGCUCUGCUCGCCGUGUCGAACGCACUCACCAACGGCGUCCUGCCGUCGGUGCAGAGCUUCUCCUGUCUACCAUACGGAACCAUGACCUUUCACCUCUCUGUGGUCCUGGGCAACAUUGCAAACCCACUGGCCUGCUUUCUAGCCAUGUUUUUUGUCCUGAGGUCUUCUGGUGGUCUGGGCUUCCUGUCUUUAGUUGGAGGAGUGUUCGCUGCUUAUCUGAUGGCGUUAGCGGCGCUCAGUCCCUGUCCUCCACUCCUGAGAUACUCCAGUGGUGUGGCCUUAGUGGUCAUCUCCUGGAUCAUUUUCACCGGCGUCUUCUCCUACCUGAAGGUGGUCAUUGGGACGUUGCUUCACGAGGCCGGACACGCCGCCCUGCUGUGGUGCGGCAUCUCCAUCCAGGCGGGGUCCCUGGUCGGGGCCCUCACCAUGUUCCCUCUGGUCAACGUCUACCACGUGUUCACCCGCGCCCAAGAAUGUGUCGACAACUGCAGUUAACAGGAAAAAGACACAGGAAGUGACUGUUUGGAGGCUGUUUUCAGGGUCCAGACCUUCUUCUUGUUUGGCCCCGUCAUUGUCGGGGGGUCAAUCUGCUGAUUUAAAGCCUCUCAGCGUGUGAGAGUAAGAACAUUCCCUCAUAAUGGGAGCAUUGUGUUGCUGCACAUCGGCUGAGGGCAGACGAAAAUGUAUGAUGCAGUAAGACCACAAGUGCUUUGUGUAGUGUUUUAAAAUGAAUUUCUGUGAAUCUGAAGUUUGUUUACAACAGAUGAAAGAUUGUUUUCACUACAAUAUAGUCAUGUGGAAACUCAGGGACCCCAUCAGUUGAUCAUUCUUUGGCAUUUGUUGCCCCUGUGUGGACUGACAAAAACAACUAUUCACAAACAGGAAUGUGAAUGUGAAUUAUAGACUUAAUCCCAUUCCCACAGAAAACAACAACACAAACACAGAGUGUGUUUAUUUACACUCAGCGGCUCCUACCUCUGCCUUUGAUAACAUCUAAAUAUAAAAUCAGACUUGAAUGAUUUUACUCCAGUGCACAGUAUUAUGAAAAAUUUACCUGAAUUUUUCCACGCAUUAACUUGAAACAGUCAUGGAUCCAGAUGGACUUGUCGUGACAUUCCAUUAAAUGACUAAUUUGCUUCACAAAACAAUACUUUAACACACAGGUGUCAAACAUGUGGCCGGGGGGCCAAAUCCAGCCCGCCAAAGGGUCCAGUCCGGCCCUUGGGAUGAAUUUGUGAAAUGCAAAAAUUA